CCGCCGCCGCCAUGCGCCGCCCCGUCGCCCUCGCCCCCGCCCUCGUCGUCCUCCUGGCUGUGGCGCGGACCCCCGCCCACGCCGCCGGCGGCGAAGGCACCUGCUACUCCAAAGUCUCGUACACCCGCUCUCUCGUUAUGAGCCACAUCGACUACGUGACGAAGAGCGGCUGGUGGUGUAACAUCCGUGGCAACUGCCCCAAGCAAGCUGUUACCCGCUACACCACGCAGAUCUGGCGCGCGUACAAGUCGGUGGGCGUGUGCUGCGCGGGCUGGCAGAAGACGCCGGGCGGCUGCGCGGCGCUGUGCCGGCCCGCGUGCGUCAACGGGCGGUGCGUGCGGCCGGGCGUGUGCGAGUGCUCGCCGGGCUACCGCCGCUUCGACCUCAACACAUGCGUGCCGCACUGCCCCGGCGGCUGCGUCAACGGGCGCUGCACGGCGCCCGGCGUGUGCACGUGCGACAUGGGCUACCGCCGCAGCGCCGACGACCCCGGCCGCUGCGACCCCGAGUGCCCCCUGCGCUGCGUCAACGCCACCUGCGUGGCGCCCGCGCGCUGCGAGUGCCUGCCCGGCUUUGAGUUCCUCCCGGGGUUUCCUUCAACGCGCACGAGCUGCCGGCCCGCGUGCCCGCGAGGCUGCGUCAACGCCACGUGCGCCGCGCCCGACACGUGCGAGUGCCUGGCGGGCCACGCGCCGCACCCGGCGCUGGACAGCGAUCGCGUGUGCGUGCCCACGUGCAUGCCCGGCUGCGUCAACGCGGCCUGCACCGCGCCCGACACGUGCACGUGCCGGCGCGGCUACGUGCGCGACCCGACGGACGCGAGCAAGCGGUCGUGCGUGCCCACGUGCCCGCAGGGCUGCACCAACGGCAAAUGCACCGCACCAGGGGUGUGCACGUGCCAAGACGGUUUCCAGCUGGACCCCGCCGACGCUACUCGGAGCAGGUGCAUUCCAUUCUGCCCCGAGGACUGCGUCAACGCCAGGUGCACCGCUCCCGACACGUGCACGUGCCUCGAGGGUUACGUGUUCGACUCCAACGACCCUAGCAAUAGCACGUGCUCACCGGUGUGCGCGAAGCCAUGCGUCAACAGCGAGUGUGUGGCUCCCAACACGUGCAGUUGCGUGCCCGGCUACGACAAGGAUCCCGCAGAUGCCAACGGCGCCACGUGCUUGCCCACGUGCACAAAUGAGUGUCUCAACGGCGAAUGUACUGCACCAGACACGUGCACGUGUCUUCCCGGUUACGAACCGGACCCUGCAGAUGCUAACAACGCCACGUGCAUGCCUACGUGUGGACAAAACUGCACGAACGCAGAAUGUUCGGCCCCUGACACCUGCACGUGCUUGACUGGCUACGAGCCUGACCCUGCAGACACCAACAACGCGACUUGUGUGCCCACGUGCUCGCAGGAGUGCGUGAACGGGGAGUGCGUGGCCCCGGACACCUGCACGUGCCUUCCUGGCUACGAGACCGACACAGAAGAUGCCAGUAAUUCUACGUGCGUCCCCGUUUGCAGGCAAGAAUGCGUAAACGGAGAGUGUUCAGCACCGGAAACAUGCACUUGCCGACCGGGCUACGAGCCGGACCCAGCGGAUAAUAGCAACUCUACGUGCAUUCCCACGUGCCGUCAAGAGUGUGUGAAUGGAGAAUGUUCGGCGCCAGACACCUGCACGUGCUUAGAUGGCUUCGAGCCUGACGCGGAGGAUCCCAGCAACUCAACGUGCGUCCCCACGUGUUCCGUGGGUUGCGUCAAUGCCAACUGCACCGCCCCAGAAACAUGCACGUGCUGGCCGGGUUAUAGGCUGGAUGCAGACGAUUUAGGUAACAACACGUGCGUGCCUGUGUGCGAGCCAGCAUGCAUUAACGCCAACUGCACCGCACCAAAUGUGUGCCAAUGUUUUGAUGGCUACUCCCGCUCGUCGGCGCACGCGUGCGCGCCCGUGUGCGCGCCGGCGGCGUGCGUCAACGCGCGCUGCGUGGCGCCGCGCACGUGCACGUGCCUGGAGGGCUACGCGCGCCGGGAGGAGGACCCUGCGGAACGCCAGCCUUCGCGGGGCUGCGCGCCCGUCUGCGCCGGCGGCUGCGCGCACGGCCGCUGCGCCGCGCCCGACCGCUGCGCGUGCGACGCCGGGUGGGCAGGCGCGCGCUGCGACCGCGCCGUCGCCGCCGCCACCACACACGCGCCCGUCGCCACGCUGGUGCAGGCGGCGUCGACGCCCGCG
Molecule: messenger RNA, 2222 nt
Organism: Gryllus bimaculatus (two-spotted cricket)
Lineage: Eukaryota; Metazoa; Arthropoda; Insecta; Orthoptera; Gryllidae
Source: the annotation of a GenBank genome assembly